UGUGUGUGUGUGUGUGUGUGUGUGUGUAGGUCCCAAGGCGAGUGUGUGUCAAUCAUGCCGCUGUUCGGUAAAUCCCACAAGAGUCCGGCGGACAUCGUCAGGACCCUGAAGGAAAACCUGGCCAUCCUGGUCAAACAGGAUAAGAAGACAGACAAGGCGUCCGAGGAGGUGUCCAAGUGUUUGGUGUCCAUGAAGGAGAUUCUGUACGGCAGCAACGACAAGGAGCCUCACACUGAGACGGUGGCCCAGCUGGCCCAGGAGCUGUACAACAGCGGCCUGCUGCUGUCUCUGGUAGAAAACCUGCAGGUCAUAGACUUCGAGGGGAAGAAGGAUGUGUGUCAGAUCUUCAACAACAUCUUGAGGAGGCAGAUCGGGACGAGGAGCCCCACUGUCGAAUAUUUCUGUUCCCACCAAGAGGUCCUCUUUAUACUGCUGAAAGGGUACGAGACGCCCCAGGUAGCAUUGAAUUGUGGGAUCAUGUUAAGGGAGUGCAUCCGCCACGAGCCCCUGGCCAGGAUAGUCCUUCAGUCGGAGCAUUUCCACAGUUUCUUCAACUACGUGGAGAUGUCCACCUUCGACAUCGCCUCCGACGCCUUCGCCACCUUCAAGGAUCUCCUGACAAGACACAAAGUGCUCGUGGCUGAAUAUCUCGAACAGAACUAUGAUGCCGUGUUUGCAGACUACGAGAAGCUACUGCACUCUGAGAACUACGUCACCAAGAGGCAGUCUCUAAAGCUCCUGGGCGAGCUGCUACUGGACAGACAUAACUUCACGGUGAUGACACGCUACAUCAGCAAGCCUGAGAAUCUCAAGCUGAUGAUGAAUCUGCUACGAGACAAAAGCCCAAACAUCCAGUUUGAGGCCUUCCAUGUCUUCAAGGUUUUUGUAGCGAACCCCAACAAGACGCAGCCCAUCAUCGACAUCCUGCUCAAGAACCAGACCAAACUCAUCGACUUCCUGAGCAACUUCCAGAAGGAUCGCACGGACGACGAGCAGUUCAACGACGAGAAGACCUACCUAAUCAAACAGAUCCGGGAUCUGAAGAAGCCGGCCUCCUAGAGAACAUCCGUCGCCGCCCUUCACCCCGACUUUUUAUCAAUAGGAAGACAUACAGUAGAAAACAAACACAUUAACAAUACCGGUUACUCUAUUUCAAAUAAAUCUUCAACAUGUUUUCUCUUCGUUGGUUCAUACAAAACUUGUGCAACAGUAGUUCUCAAUCACUGAUCUUUCUUUUGUAAAUUUUUUUUUCCAUCUGUAGCAUGUAGUGCCACAACUCACCGUGUUGGAGGCGGAUGAUUUGCUCUGUUGGGAGAACCAGCGGUUAAAAAAAAGCUUCGGGACAGUGCAGACGUGACCUUUUUUUGUAAGUAAUUGUUUCAAUGAAGUAGCUGCAAAUCAAAAACAAAAAAUAUGAAGAAUUUCUGCUUCUUUUUCUUUUAAAGCUCGGUCAACGUGUCUGGUAAAAACACAUCCUCAGUCACUGCUGAGAGCUUUGUUUGCCAAAUGACAACAGUAAUUCCCUUCUGCUCGCCAAACGUCUUCUUAUUGGACCGCCAAAGCCAACGAUUGCUCAAGUUUUCCCUCUCUGAAGCUAAAACGCGUCAUCAGAAUUAAACACUAACAGAUUCUAGCUGAAGCAGCUCUCUAACACUGUAUAUAAAGGCUGAUUUGUCUGCUGUGAUAGAAGAUCAUAAAGAUUUAGCACACUCUUGUCCGCAAGACAAAUUAGACUGAGUCAUGGGAACCAGUUUCAGCCAGGAGAAGAAAAAAACAAAGUGAAAAACUUCAACUUGUGAUCCUGUUAGAAAAAAAGACUAUUAAAGACUAAAAAAAAGACUAUUAUAAUAAUGAGAAAUGAAUUAUCUCAAAGCAAUGACUUGGUAUCCUAAAAUUAGGACUUACUAUCUCAAAAGUAUGAAUUUUUAUAUCUUGAAAUAAUGACUCGGCAUCUAAAAAUUACAACUUAGUAUUGUAAUGUAAUAUUGUAAUGACUAUCUUGAAAUUAUGAAUGAGUAUCUCAAAAUUGACUCUGUGUCUCUAAAGCGUGACUUACUAUUUAGAAAUUUGACUUAGUAUCGGGGAAAAAAAGAUGACUGUAUCCCAAAAUUAUGACUUACUAUCUCAAAAUUAUGAAUUAGUAUCUCAAAGUUGACUUACUGCUCAAAAUUAUGACUUACUAUCGCGAAAUUAUGACUCAUAUCUCAAAAUUAUGACUUACUAACUCAAAAUAUGACUAAGUAUCUUAAAAUGAUGACUUAGUAUCUCAAAAUUAUGACUUAUUAUCUCAAAAUAUGACUGAAUAUCUCAAAAUGAUGACGUAAUAUGUCAAAAUAUGACUUAAUAUCUCAAAACUUUGAGUAGUAUCUUAAAGUAAUGACUUUGUGUCUCGAAAUGAUGACUUACUAUCUCAAAUUAUGACUUACUAUCUCAAAAUGAUGGCUUAAUAUCUCAAUAUUAUGACUUGGCAUGUGAAAAAUGAUGACUUAUUAUCUCAAAACUUUGAGUAGCAUCUUAAAGUAAUGACUUAGUGACUCAAAAUUAGGACUAAGUAUCUCAAAAUAACUUCUUAUCUCAAAACAAAUUGAAACUUUAUAUGUUACGAACUGACUUAGUAAUGACUGACAGGAUAUUUAUUUCCAUCACAUUGGUGUAAAUGAGCUUCCAAAGUGAAUAACGGUGUUUUAGAGAGCUGGUUUUAGUCUCUGUUGACCAAAAAAUGGCGGAAAACAACAAAAACAGCAGUUGUAGGAGAUUUGUGCGACUCGUGUGUGAAUAAUGAAGGGCCUUGUUAAUGGACCAUUCUGCUAUCGGUACAGUAAGCUUCAAUCAUUUUGAUCACUGGUUCUCUUCGCUGGUGGCUGAUAGCACUUUCUGUAUGAUAAAAAAAAAUAAUAAUAUGAUGACUUGUUUUUGUUCAUCUUAAGCUGAUCACUGUUUUCACACUUGCUUGAGGGUAAUUUUUUUUUAUAUAUAGUUUAAUUUCUUUUCAUGUACAGUUUCCGGUUCGUACACCUGAAGUGAGUGCCGCUGUGAGUGAGAACAUUGAACAUUAACAGGACGCACUUUGCUGUGUGGAGGAGAGAGGAGAGCAGCUGUUUGUGUUUGGCUUUCACUCCCUUUUCUUUCUGUACUGUAACAAAGUGUUUUUGCUCUGAUUUGAUGUCGGUGAGAAGAUUCAGAGGUGCCUUUUUGGUUUGAUGUGUUUUCCCUUCUUUUUGUAUUUUCAGUAUCUUUCUAGGGGGAGCUUAAUUAUUAUGUUAAUGAGAAUAUGCUCUGGAUAGAACAUAUUUGUUGUGAUUAAGCAGUGAACCUCUUAACUCACUAUAUUUGAGUUACGCUGUCAAAGAAACAUUUUAAACUUUUUUUUUUUGCAGCUGAUUGGUUGCCAUUGUGUGAGGACCAGGGUCCCAGUUUGAGUCAGAGUGGCGCUGAUUAUCAGGAAAGGCCAAAGUUGUAACUGUGAAAAUCCACUUUAAUUAAAGGACCAUAAAAUGUGCUAAUAAUACUUUUAAAGUGCUGUUUCCUUUUUAUAUUUGACUCCGAAAUUAAUGAGUGUUAGAACAUUUUUGAAUUUCUUUCCCAAUCGGUAUUUGAUGUGCAUUGAUUGGAGCUCCCACGGAAGUUUUAUGUUAAUAUAAUCUUGAUGAAUGACUUAAAUUAAACAGUUUCAAAGUCAAUUUAAAGGCAGUAGCAGAGACAUUCAUCAACCUGUGAAUUGCCAUUCUGCUUCCUCGUAUCAGGUUCAUAUUUUGUCUUCUGGGUUAGAAAUAAAAACACCAGCUUGUGUUUUUUUUAGCUGUGACAUAGCAUACUGUAUCGUAAUAUAACAUGAGGUGCAAAAGUAGACAAACUAGCUUUACAUCAGACUUUUAUUUCCAAACUAAAACAAAGAGCAACUUUGGUCCCGGCUGGAUUAUCUUCCCAGUGUCCUCUCUCUCUGAAAGCAGCCACCUUAUAUUCCACAUUGAUGCUAUUGUACCACAUUCACAGCAAAUUAAAGGAUGGGAAUGCAA
Molecule: messenger RNA, 4016 nt
Organism: Centropristis striata (black sea bass)
Lineage: Eukaryota; Metazoa; Chordata; Actinopteri; Perciformes; Serranidae
Gene: cab39l
Product: calcium binding protein 39-like
Exons: 8
Coding region: 55-1059 (334 amino acids)
Biological process (GO): intracellular signal transduction
Molecular function (GO): protein serine/threonine kinase activator activity
Source: RefSeq, a predicted model, not a curated record